UGCGGCGUCUCUGCGCAAGUCACGGCCUGAUUGGUGGAGGGAAAUUUUGAAACGGGCGACUCGGUUUCUUUGUUCCUGCGACCAGACUGCGGUAGUUAGCAGCAGUUUUAGCGUAAUUUUAGCCUCUAGAUCGUGAAAAUAGGCAAGACUACGUGAUGAUAUCGCGAUCGGAGAGUAUAAAGUCCUCCUUCAGGCGGCGGAGAAGCCUGGUGGCCGAAGCGGACGAGCAGGCCAGCCCGGCGGUGGUGAGGAAGGCUUCCCUCCGCCGGCGUCCCUCCCUCGCCUCGCUGAAGGAGCUUCGGCAGAGCGUCCGGGUCAAGCUGGACGAUCACAAGAGAAGACACAGAAGCCUGGUGGAAAUCGGCAGCGAUGAGGACAUACCAGAGUCUCCACAGGACCAGAACACCACGGGUAUCAGACCGAGGUUUGUGCGUCGGCCGUCCCUGAGAAGCCUGAAAGCCAGUCUACCCUACAACCUGCGCCAGCUGCGCCGCCAGCCCAGCCUGGUGGAAGCCGUGGACGAGAAGGCCAGUCCCGUGGUCGCGGCCUCAGCCAAAGUCCGCAGAAGGCCGUCCUUCAAGAUGAUCCGUAACCAGCUCGCAGAGCGCGGUGUCGGAAGGGAGCUGUCAGGGCUGAAACGGAAAGCGAGUAGCGUUGUACGAGCAGCCACCAACUCACUCGGAGCUCUGCCAAAUAAAUUCAACAUAACUAGUAACCAGAAGCGUCAGCGGUUAGUCGACACGUGUGAUGUUUCCUCGCCGGACACAGAAGUCGGUUAUCGUUACAGGACCAUAAGGAACCCCUCUCCCUUCACCCCCGUCCGGCAAAGUAGUACGGCCCAGCGACGAUCAGCACGCCAGCGCGCUCGCAACCGGUCACGCUUGUCAGCCUCGGGCAGUCCUGCAUCUCUAUUGGCCACUCCUGAUGGACCUCUAACACCAAUGAGGAUGAUCCAGCAGGAGGCGCUGUCCAACAGGGCGUGUUACAUCAAGUUUGACAGCCCCGGGAAGGACCUGGACCUCACCUUCAACAGGACUAUCUCUAACGUCUCCACGGAGCUCAGCAGACCAGACGACCCCAAAGCCAUUUCCCUGGAUGAUGCUGUGAUUUGUAACCUGAUGACCAAGCUCAGCUCAAAAGUGUCCGUCAAAGAGAACUGAGAUGACUGCAUCAGGGACAGUACACUGUGUUGUCUGUCCUGUCCAUCUUCUACAAUAUCUUCUGUCUUUGGGACACUCCUGAUGUCAUAGCUGUUUCUGUAUCCAUAUCUGUAUAGUCCAUAUAACCUCCCUUCUGUGUAACACACCAGCUUCUGUAUCUGUAUAGCUGGUAUAACCGCCCUUCGGCAUAACACACCAGCUUCUGUAUCUGUAUAGCCAAUAUAUAUAACCUACCUUUGGUGUAACCAACUUUGAAUCUGUAUCUGUAUAGCUGGUAUUAAAUCUCGCUUCAGCGUACAUGUAACAUGUAAAGAUUUGAGAGGUCUAGUGUCCAUGCUUUUUGUCAAACAUUUUCCUUUU
Molecule: messenger RNA, 1520 nt
Organism: Branchiostoma belcheri (Belcher's lancelet)
Lineage: Eukaryota; Metazoa; Chordata; Leptocardii; Amphioxiformes; Branchiostomatidae
Exons: 6
Coding region: 156-1160 (334 amino acids)
Source: RefSeq, a predicted model, not a curated record